UGCACCGGAGCGGACGUGCGUGGUGGGUUCAGUCAAGUCGUGCUUCAGUGCCCGCCAUGUAAUGUAACUGCACACGAUGCGUCAGCGGCCCUCGGUGUUCGUGUUGUUGCUGAUUCUUGGAAGUGGUUGUGACGGUAGGAUCAGCGGCAGUACAGGAGUUACAUUGUUCAAGUGUUGUCCUCACGGUGAGGUUUACAGCGAUUACGAUGAGUGUAAAGUGGCAGGGACAGGCGAUCCUUCGUGGACGCCAAUUAUCUAUUCGCCCGCACGCCAAGCGUUCUUAGAACCCGGCGCAUUGCCGCCGCAUUGGCGUAUUGAAGAAGCGUCGAAACCGAAAUGUCACAGUAACUGUGGUGUGACUAAAAUACGGUCACAUUUCCAGAACCCAAUGUUUCUGCUGUUCGACAAUGGGUCACUUUUGCUUACGGAAUUCUCAAAGUUCUUAGACCCUGGGAGCUUCUGUGUUGAUUCAGGAGUCUCUCUUGUUUGUGUAGAUGAUAACUGUGUUGAUGCUGAGCCUACCGGAGGCCAAAGUCUUCCUCCUGAGAGAACACAAACGAAAUCUCGUGUGAAGAAAUGUUGUGGCGACAGCGCAUCGUAUAGUGACGUAAAGGCGGCGUGCGUCGUGUACUCUAACCUGACAACAGCAGACAAUUUCUCGACGAUACGUUUUAACAACGUGACGAUGGCUCUCACUGCGGGGUUCCCAGUAUGCAGCGGCCACGAGUUAGUAGUAGCGGGGAAGCUAGACGAGGGAGAGUCGUCCUUGAAGAGUAACGGGGCCUUGCACGUGAGGCCACUAGACAUUACGUUGCUGCCAGGGGAGUUCUGCAUCGAACAUUUGCUGGAACAUCCCGUGGAUAAGCCGAGCAUCUUCACGUGUUCCGAGAAACUUCCAUCGGAGGUACAGAGAAAAGAAAGAGACUGGGACUUGCGGUUCACCCUGUACCCCAUCGGGCUGUUCCUGUCUGCGUUCUUCCUAGCCGCCACCCUUGCUGCCGGCUGUCUGCGCCCCAGUUCCCACCACAUGCUGCACUGGAAGUGCCAGACAGGCCACGUGUCCUGUCUCCUCCUGGGCGACAUCCUCCUCGCUGUCACUCAGCUCUCGAACGAUAGAGUGUCUGGCGGAGUGUGCUUCUCCCUCGCCGUGUGCAUGCAUUUCCUCUUUCUGGCGGCAUUCUUCUGGCUGAACACCAUGUGCUUCAACAUCUGGUGGACCUUCAGGGAUCUGAGGCCCACAAGUUUGGACAAGGGGCAGGAGACAUUUCGACUGAGAUUAUAUCAGCUGUAUGCAUGGGGAGGACCUCUGCUCAUUGCUGGAAUAGCUGGCAUACUUGACAGUCUUCCUGAAGAAAUCUAUUCCUCAUUGCUCAGACCCCGGUUUGGUCAGCAGAGAUGUUGGUUUUAUGGGGAUGUGGAGAUAUUUCCAUACUUCUAUGGACCAGUCGGUGUGCUACUGCUGAUCAAUUUGAUCUUGUUUGCUGCUACUGCUCAUGAACUCACAUGUGGCCUAUGGAAGAGGGAAGUGGUCAAGUCUAACACCGAGAGAGCAACCCUGGGUCGAGUGUGUUUGAAGCUGGUCGUGGUAAUGGGACUAACUUGGGUGGCAGAUGUGAUCUCAUGGGCUGUAGGUGGUCCACAUUAUAUCUGGUAUGUUACUGAUCUCAUCAAUACACUACAGGGAGUGUUCAUCUUUUUGGUGGCUGGAUGUCAGCCGCAAGUGUGGUCAGCCAUAAACAGACUGUGGUGUUUGCGACAACAGCGGACCCAGAGGACUAACAUGGGGCACCACCUCUCACUCUACUCACAGGGCCCACCAUCCCUUGGAGACUCGGUCACAAACAACCAUUCGACCAAGUCUGCACAUCUCGAGACCCUAUGUUGAAGCACCUCAGAAAGGAUGGGAAUUAGUGAGACCACCUGGCUAAGGAAAGGAAACUUCUUUGUACACUUUCUUACUGAUUUUAUGUGAUGCAGAGCCUCAUGUGGGCCAAAAGCAGCUACUGAUCCAAGCAAGAAAUAUCCUUGAAUAUUGGAUUCUGACUGAAUAAUUCUUAGUUGGAACACAAAGUUUACAUGUUAUAAUAUAGUGGUUCCUGUUAAUGGAUACGUACUCACCAAACAUAUUAUAAAGAAAGAAAUACCAAAAAUAUGGUCCCACCAAGUGAAGUCAAAAUGUAUUUUUACUGACGAGAGAACAAGACUGAUGCUUUAAGAACCUGACUGAUUUUAUUUCAUCCAGACAAAUUUUAAAUUGAAGGAAAUUAUGUUGCCAUUCCUUCUUCAUUGCUUUCAUAUUAGUGACGGACAAUUUUAAAUUGUCAGUAAUUUUAAGCUGAUGCCAGUCCAAGACUAAAUUUUACUGUUGUACAAUAGAAUGUAUUUUUAUGCGUAUUUCAGUAAUACAUGGCAAAAUUGGAUCAGCUAUUGGACAGUCAAGUAAAAGCAUAUUUUAAGUCAUUAAUUUAAAUAUGUAUAAAAUGCAUGCCUUAAGUGUUUGCUUAUUGUAUUGAUGUUUGUUCUAAUUCAGUGUGGCCUACACAUGCACACUUGUAAUUCAGCACUGCCAUGACAGUGUAAAAUUGUGCGAAGCUGUACACAGUGGAACUGCAAGUUGCAUGCAGAGAUUCAGAGUGAAAUGUUAUGCGGGCAGAAGACAGAGGAGAGCAGGCACAGGAACACAGCUGUAGUAGUGACAUGUUGAGGGCUACUCUAAUUUCAGGAUGAUGCAGAUACUAAACACAGCAAGGAAAACCUGAAUAGAAACUCAGCUGUAUAGAAAUUAAUAAGCGCCAUCUGGAACUAGAUCUUCAGUUCCAACCGUCAAAUUCUGGUUGUAUCAUUUUCCUUUAAUUUCGUUCAGUAAUCGUAGACAAUUUGAUUACAUUCUAAGUAAUAUGAAAAACUGUAAAGCUGUCUUUUUUUUUAAAUUUAUUUGUACUUUGUUUGAAUGUGAAUGAACGUCAUUCAAUGAGCAAAGUGAUAUUUGCAAUGUGUUCCUAUCAGUUGAUGUUACCACAUAGACUUAGCAUUAGCAUGAUGAUUCCUAGUGCAGAUAACGGUGAUCUCAGCAGCACUGGAAGAUUAGUCACACGGCAUUCAUGUGUGGAAUCUUAAUCAGUAUUAGUUUUAUGUGAACUGUAUGAAAUGUCAUAAGUAAAGUGCCAUAUAUGGUGUACUGUAUCAAUUUCAAUAAUUCAUGUGUUUAUUUCCUACAUGUCUUGAAUGCAAUCUCAAUCCUUUCUAGAGUAAACAUGAGGGACAAUGUAAAUUGUUCCUCAUCUAUUUCCAUUGUAUAAAAUGUAGAUAAUGUAUGAGGAUGUCUCAUAAGUUCUUUUACCUUCUGUACGUCUUUAAAGAUCUCAUUUCAGCUGCUAGUUAGUCUUUUAUAUAUCUUAGCCCAGCUGUUGUUAGUCUGCUAAUAUCUGUUAUGUUUCUGCUCCAUACAUUAAAAUGAGUCUUCAGAGCUGUGUGAAAUGUUUUCUGCAGUCUGUACUGCUUUGGCAAGUGAUACAUUUAGUGAAUGCUGCCAACGUAUGUAAUUACAGGCUUCAGAGAAUUAAUGAAGCCUAGCUCUUUGAUUAUAACUUUGGGGACAUCACAUAUUAUGUGUAGAGGUAUGUGGUACAUGUAUUUGAUGUCAUAACUUCAGGAGCUAUGUUUCCUUUGGAGAUGAUGUUCCUAAGUUCAAGACUGAGGUCAGCACUGGAAAAUGAAAUACACCCCAAAGAGCAAACGAUGAAGUCACUACAUCAUAACAGAGCGAUUAAACAUGCCUGUGUUAGUGGCU
Messenger RNA from Cryptotermes secundus, 3790 nucleotides. It is a transcript of the gene mthl1, whose product is annotated as probable G-protein coupled receptor Mth-like 1. The transcript is spliced from 5 exons. NCBI's taxonomy places the organism in Eukaryota, Metazoa, Arthropoda, Insecta, Blattodea, Kalotermitidae. The coding region runs from base 77 to 1885 and encodes 602 amino acids. Gene Ontology annotation, cellular component: membrane. Gene Ontology annotation, biological process: G protein-coupled receptor signaling pathway; cell surface receptor signaling pathway. Gene Ontology annotation, molecular function: G protein-coupled receptor activity. The record is from RefSeq and is a predicted model, not a curated record.